UCUAGCGCAAACUUACGUCGAAAACGCUGACGAUUUGGAAUCCCUACGUAAGGAGAACGCUCAGCUCCGAGAAGAGGUACAACUACUCAAAUCUAUAGUCAUAAGUUUAGAUCGCAAAGUAUCUCAAAACCAAAACGACAUUGUCGAUUUGAAGUCAAGAUCCAUGAAAUACAACCUCAUGAUCCACAAUUUAGCAGAGGAAGACGGAGAGAACCUCUUUGUCAAAAUACCAAAACUAAUAAAAGAACACUUUGGAAUAAAUACCGAAUUCAGCAACAUCCACAGGAAUGGUUGGAACAAACAAGACAAGACAAGACAAGACAAGCCACGCUCUAUCACAGGCAAACUCAUUAACUUUUCUGAUAAAGAGAAAAUUUUGAGCGCACAACGAGAGAGGAAAGACAGAACCCCGAAACUGCCAUUUUUCAUAACCCCACAACAACCCAUUCAAAUAACUGAAAACCGCAAAAAGUUGAUCGAGGUGAGUAACAAGUACAAAGAAGAUAACGUCCGCACACGUAUCCUGGGAAAUAAACUUGUUUUCCAAAACGGAACAGUCUAUCGAGACAAAGUCAUGAAACCAAGAGCAGAAGACAUCCUCCUGAUAGACGAUGACGAGAAACAGAAGACCGAGUCCCUAGAAGUCGUGAGUAGUGAUCCGGUUACUGAAGCAGGUAACAAAUUUACCGCAACAGCUGCCGCAGUCAAUACUUACGCGAACAUCCGAGCCUUCUACAAGAAAGUAGUGAGCGUCCCAGACUGCGCCAGAGCGGAUCACAACAUUCUUGUGUACCGAUUUCGAGAUAAAUCUGGCCUGAUCCACGAGGACUACCAGGAUGAUGGCGAAUACGGCGCUGGUCGCAAAAUACUCGGUGCCUUGCGCGACAACAACAUAGAGAACGCGGCCGUCGUUGUCACUAGACUCUUUGCAAAACACGUUGGAUUGCGGCGCUUCUCCAUUAUGGAAAAUGUAGCGAUUGAUGCACUGCGCAAACUGAGUGAUUAAUUGGUAUACUUUACUUGGGUGAGAUACUGACAAAACUAUUACUUUAUUUUUGUCUACUUAAUUGUAUUCACAUGCACUUCUAUUGCACAAACCAGACUUCGAAUGCCUCGUGCUGAUAUUUAAAUCUUAUUUAUUUAUUAUUUUAUUUACAUACUUAUAUUAUUUAUAUGUAUAUAUAUACAUAUAUAUACAUAAUCUUGUAUCGAUACAGGUAUCAUUUAUUUAAGUUUAUCAUUAAUCCGGGAUUUUUAGUUCCCCAUCUAUACCUACUCGGUCUGCCUUUUCGGAUAUCCGAGCUUCUAUUUUUGGUUUUUUUUUAUAGUCAUGUUGAUGUUUCCGAUAUUGAGUAUACACAUGUUUUGUGUUCUGUAACGGCAUACACAUUUAUCAGGAAUAUUGAAUUGGUAAAGCUCAAAUAAAUAUUCAACACGACAUUAUCAAGUAAGUCGCAGAGCUACAUUUAAAAUGUGUCAUAUACAUUUUGUUGUAAAUAUUCUCUUCUUGUUAAUUUUUCUUUCCAUCUCUUUUUGCACCCCCUUUCCGUUUUUGUUUGUAUUGGUUCAAUGUCUGGUAUGUAGACAUAUUAUCCUCAACAUUUAUGCAUUUAUUCAAUAUUUUUUAGUAAAGAAAACACACAACAAUAUCUAUGAAUCAGAAUCUUAAUUUUUCUCUACUUUCUUUAAAUGUCAAUGGUCUAGGAGCUACCUUAAAAAGAAACUGUGUCUUUAAUUGGUUAAAGUUAAACUACAAAAAUCAUUUUGUUUUUUUACAAGAAACCCAUACCACACCAAGUGUUGUCCCCACGUGGGAAAAAGAGUGGGGUUCCAGAAUAUUGUUCUCACAUGGUUUAUCAAAUAAAUGUGGUGUAGCAAUCUUAACACCUCAAAAUUUAGAUUUUAAAGUUACGGAUACAUUCACUGAUGAGGAAGGACGAUUUUUAAAACUAACUAUAAACAUCAAUGAGACCCUCUUUUAUUUUAUCAAUAUAUAUGCACCAACUAAAGAUCAUAAAACUAAACAAAAUCAGUUUCUUGAUUUCAUGUUGAAUCAUUUGUCUGAAAUUUGUGAUGAAAAUAUUUUAAUAGGAGGAGACUUUAAUAUCACUUUAAACCCAGAAUUUGACAAAAAAGGAGGUACCAGUGAACCACAUUCUACUUAUAGAGAAAAUCUAAAAGGUUUUAUGGACACGCACGAUUUAGUAGAUAUCUGGAGAAGCCAGCAUCAUGAUGCUAAGUUAUUUACCUAUUUUCAAAAGAAACCGAUUAUUUUAUCAAGAAUAGAUUUUUGGCUAGUUCCAUCUUUCUUAUCCCCUUUUAUAAAAGCAGACAUUAAACACUCAAUUAGAUCAGAUCAUAGUCUUAUCUUAUUGCAAAUUAAUAGUGCUUCAAAUUCUAAGAGAGGGCCAGGCUUUUGGAAAUUUAAUGCCUCCUUACUGGAAGAUAAUGUUUUUGUAAAUCACAUGCAUGAAAAUAUAAAUACUCUAAAGCAAAAAUAUAAAGACAUGGAAGAUAAACAUCUUAAAUGGGAUUCUAUAAAAUGUGAACUCCGAGGAAUUAUAAUUAAAUACUCAAAAAUAAAAGCUGGGAAAGAAAGAGAAAGGGAAAAAGAACUAAAUAAAAAACUUGAAUCACAAACGCAGUUGAUUGUUUUACAACCCUCACCUAAAAAUCUCAAUCAGUACCAAGAAUGGAAAAAUGAAUUAGAAGAGAUAUAUAACAGUAAAACUAAAGGUAUCAUGUUAAGAUCUCAUGCAAAAUGGUGCGAAGAAGGAGAAAAAUCAACAAAAUAUUUUCUAUCCCUUGAGAAAAGAAAUUAUAAAAAUAAGCGUAUAGAUAAACUUGUAGUAAACAAUACAAUUCUGACAGAUAUAAAAGUUAUACUAGAAGAAGAAAAAACUUAUUAUCAGAAUUUAUAUAAAUCAUCUGAAAUAAAUGUAACUAAAAAUGAAUUAACCUUUUUCAAUAAUUUAAAUAUUCCUAGAAUAUCUGAACAAGAGACAAAGAAAUGUGAAGGUGAAAUUAAGGAAUCAGAAUGUCUUAAAAUUCUAUCCGACUUCAAACUUAAUAAAACCCCAGGAACCGAUGGCUUUCAGGUAGAGUUUUAUAAAUAUUUUUGGAGUGAUAUCAAAGACUUAGUUCUUGAAAGUAUAAAUUUCUCCAUUAAAAAAAAGUGUAUGUCAUAUGAUCAAAGAAAGGGUGUCAUCACUCUAGUACCCAAAAAGGAUAAAGACAGAACUAAUUUAAAAAACUGGAGGCCUAUAUCCCUUCUAAAUUUUGACUAUAAAUUAGUGGCAAAGGUGUUAGCUAACAGAAUCAUUGACAGUUUACCAAAAUUAAUUGAUCCUGAUCAAACAGGUUAUAUAAAAGAAAGGUUUAUUGGUGAAAAUAUCAGAACUAUUUCAGACCUUAUUGCAUAUACAAAUUUGAAAAAUAUCCCAGGCUUGAUUUUACUAGUAGACUUUGAAAAAGCUUUUGAUACAGUUGAGUGGUAUUACUUAGAAAAAGUUCUUAGUAUAUUUGGGUUUGGAAAUAGUUUUAAGUCAUGGGUCAAAAUUUUAUAUACUGAUAUUUCUAGCUGUAUAAUUAAUGAUGGAUACACCUCAAAUUUUUUCAAUUUAAGUAGAGGAGUAAGACAAGGCUGCCCUCUAUCACCAUACUUAUUCGUAUUAUGUGUAGAAAUUUUAGCAAUAGCAAUAAGACAAAAUAAAAACAUAAGAGGUAUCAAAAUAGGUGAAACUGAAUUUAAAAUCAGUCAACUUGCUGAUGAUACAACUUGUUUUCUUAGUGAUGAAGAGUCAGGUUAUGAAGUUCUCAACAUUAUGCAAAGGUUUUAUAAAUUAUCUGGACUAAAAAUAAAUUUGAAUAAAACAGAAGCAAUCUGGAUAGGAUCAAAAAGAAAUUAUAAACCAGGCACUCUGCCAGUAAAAUGGUCCAGAGGGGAAUUUUUCUCCUUAGGUGUUUGGUUCAAUAGUGAAAAUGAAAAUAACGCUGUCGACAAAAAUUUAAAAACCAAAUUAGAGGAUUUAAAAGUAACCCUUAAUCUUUGGAAAAUGCGUAAUCUAUCACUUUUAGGGAAAAUUUUAAUUGUGAAAACAUUAGCAUUGUCAAAACUUGUAUUCCUAGCCUCUGUCAUUCCAAUACCAGAAAACAUAAUUAAUGUAGUACAAAAAGAAAUAAAUAAAUUUAUAUGGAAUUCGGAGAUCCCUAAAAUAAAAUAUACUAUUAGCUGUCAAAAGUUAGCUGAUGGUGGACUAAAAGCUCCAAAUUUUGAAAUUCAAGUUAAAUCACUUCAAAUAAAUUGGAUCAAAAGAUUUUUUAGUGAGAGUGAUGCAAAAUGGAAAAAAUUAAUAAAUGCUUUUUUUAGUAAAAUAGAAAUUACUGAUCUUCUCUUAACAAGAUGUAGCCUGCCAAGUUUUCCAGCAAAGUUACCUACCUUUUAUUAUAAUAUAAUUACUUCUUGGAAAAUAUUUAGAAAUUGUAUGAAUGAAAUCAGUAUAAACCCACCCAUUUUUACAGAAUGCUUGUGGUUUAACAAUUUUAUAUGCAUCGACAAUAAAUCAAUCUUUUUUUCUGAAUGGUAUAAAAAUGGUAUAAUGUUUUUUAAAGAUAUUAUUAACAAUGAUGGUUCUUUCUUAACCUUAGAUGAGUUUUACGAAAAAUUUAAAUUUAAACCCUCUUUUCUUCAAUACAACAGUCUUCUUUCCUCUAUCCCAAAUAACUGGAAAAAACAUGUCAAAGACAAAACACAUCCUCCCCAUAGCGAAGGGAAUAUAAUGCACUCCUUGUCUGUUCAAGGAAAACUUAUACCAUUAAGUGAAUUAAAAUGUAAAGAUGCAUAUUGGAUUUUAAUUAACAGUUGUAAGGAAAUUACUCUCUGUAUUCAAAAAUGGUCAGAAAUAUUUGAAGUAGAAAUUCCAGUCUCUGAUUAUAAAAAGAUAUUUAAUUUACCUUUUCAGUGUUGCACACAAACUAACGCACAAUCUCUUCAGCUCAAAAUAUUACACAGAAUCAUAGUACACAACAAGUCGCUUUUUAAUAUGAAAUUGA
This is a messenger RNA of Magallana angulata, 5052 nucleotides long. Its product is annotated as protein IMPACT homolog. Gene Ontology annotation, cellular component: cytoplasm. NCBI's taxonomy places the organism in Eukaryota, Metazoa, Mollusca, Bivalvia, Ostreida, Ostreidae. The record is from RefSeq and is a predicted model, not a curated record. The coding region runs from base 164 to 1006 and encodes 280 amino acids. The transcript has a single exon. Gene Ontology annotation, biological process: regulation of translational initiation.